AUGGAGAAGAUGCAACUAGCCUUUUGCAAGGCCCAAGGGAUGGAUGAUUUUCUCUAUAACAUGGGGAGCAUAAGCUCCAAAACUCCCAUUGCACCACCUCUAAAGUUCAAAAUUUUCGAUGCGAAAUUUUUUGAUGGAACUAGAGAUCCAAAGCAACAUGUUAGGAGGUACUUAAGCAUUUUUGAAAUGAAGGGGUUGGAUGAGAAGCAAACUUUGCAUGCAUUUCCUCUCUCACUCAUGGGAGGUGCAUCAAGAUGGUACUAUAGCUUGGAUCUUAGCAAGACUAUGGUAUGGAAUGGACUAAUGGAGUUGUUUGUGGAUCAAUUCAUCUUCAACACCAUGAUUGAUGUGACUCUAAGGGAUUUGGAGACCGAUAAGCUAGGAGUGGGGAAAACAUUCUCUGAAUAUAUGACAAGGUGGAAGGGAAAAGCAUCAAGGAUGGUUAAUAGACCAAAUGAGAAAGACCAAAUCAAUAUGAUUAUCAAGAAUUUGCUUCCGGCAUAUAAUAGUAGGCUUUUGUCAUCACCUAUUAGUUCUUUUGGGGAAUUGUGUGAUUGUGGAACCAGGAUAGAGGAUUCCAUCAACAAUGGACAAUUGGAGAAGGGUGAGAGCAAACCUCCAAUCAAGAAGACAUAUGGAGGAGGAGCAACUGCCUCUAAAGCACCCAAUCCUGUGAAUGUAAGUGCCAUCAUACCUUAA
This is a messenger RNA of Quercus robur (English oak), 699 nucleotides long. RefSeq lists its product as uncharacterized. NCBI's taxonomy places the organism in Eukaryota, Viridiplantae, Streptophyta, Magnoliopsida, Fagales, Fagaceae. The transcript has a single exon. The coding region runs from base 1 to 699 and encodes 232 amino acids. The record is from RefSeq and is a predicted model, not a curated record.